AUGAGGCGGCGGCUUGCCAUUCAUGCUUUUGACAGCUGCGCGGCCGCCAGCGAGCGGAGAGCGAAGUGCUCUCUGCACCAGUCCCUGCGCCCCUGGUCGGUACCCCCGGGCGGGAGGGCCCGCUGGCGACAACAUUCAAUGGUGCCCCGGGGCCCACCGGCCGGCUCCUCCGUAGGUGGCUGCGUUUCCGACUUCGCCUUGGCUCCGCUCCGGGGGCUUGACGUGCAAACUUCGCCGGAGCGAGCUGAGAGGGAGGGACCGGCGAGGGGGAGGAGGCGACGGGAGGCGCCUCUGCUUAAGGGAGCCGGCCGGGCACCGCCGCUCGGACGGACGCGCGGACGGAAGGAAGGAGCGGGGUCGCCGGGCCCGGCCCGGGGAUGCGAGCGGCCUCAGGGUGGGCAGCCCGAGGGUUGGGGGUGCGUCUUCGGGCCUCUCCGCCGCGGGCAGCCGUGGCAGGGGCAGCUCCGGGCUCCGGCCUCCGUGCGGUCUCGGCGGCAGAGGCAGGCAAGGGACCCUACGCCGCGGUGGCGGGCCGGCGGCGGCUCGUCCCCUCCCGCGAGGGGCCGCGGGAGUCGAAAGCGAAAGCGAGCCCGCGCCGCGGACUUUGCGCCCGGGGCGGGGGGUGGCCGCAGGCAGCCCGGCCCCAGGCGUCGCAGCUCGAGCCCCAGCGCGUUAGCCACGUUGCCCACAAGCGCGCCGGGUGCCUGCUCCUCCGGCACCGAGUAUCGCAGCUGGGAGGCCGCGGGGCGGCAGCAGCAGCAGCAGCAGCAGCCACCGCAGCCCCAGCGGCAGCAGCCGCCUCCGCGGCGCCUCCGGCCGGAGGACGGCGGCCCCGGCGCCGCCUCCACCUCGGCCGCCGCCGCAAUGGCGACCGUCGGGGAGCGCAGGCCCCUGCCCAGUCCAGAAGCGAUGCUGGGACAGUCGUGGAAUCUGUGGGUCGAGGCUUCCAAACUUCCUGGGAAGGACGGGACGGAAUUGGACGAAAGUUUCAAGGAGUUUGGGAAAAACCGCGAAGUCAUGGGGCUCUGUCGCGAAGACAUGCCAAUAUUUGGUCUGUGUCCAGCCCAUGAUGAUUUCUACUUGGUGGUGUGUAACGACUGUAAUCAGGUUGUCAAACCGCAGGCAUUUCAAUCACAUUAUGAAAGAAGACAUAGCUCAUCCAGCAAGCCUUCUUUAGCCGUUCCUCCCACUUCAGUAUUUUCCUUCUUCCCUUCUCUGUCCAAAAGCAAAGGAGGCGGCGGCGGUGGAAGCAGCCGCUCUUCCAGUGGAGGAGUUCUAAGCGCAUCCUCGUUAAGUUCCAAGUUGCUGAAAUCACCCAAAGAGAAAUUCCAGCUCAGGGGGAACACCAGGCCCAUGCAUCCCAUUCAGCAAAGUAGAGUCCCCCAUGGUAGAAUCAUGACGCCCUCUGUCAAAGUGGAAAAGAUUCAUCCGAAGAUGGAUGGCACACUACUGAAAUCUGCGGUGGGGCCCACCUGUCCUGCUACUGUGAGUUCCUCAGUCAAGCCUGGCCUUAACUGCUCCUCAAUACCAAAGCCAACCUUGCCUUCACCUGGACAGAUUCUGAAUGGCAAAGGGCUUCCUGCACCAUCCACUCUGGAAAAGAAGUCUGAAGAUAAUUCCAAUAACAGGAAAUUUUUAAAUAAGAGAUUAUCAGAAAGAGAGUUUGACCCUGAUAUUCACUGUGGGGUCAUCGACCUCGACACCAAGAAGCCCUGCACCCGGUCUUUGACAUGCAAGACACAUUCCUUAACUCAGCGGAGGGCUGUCCAGGGUAGAAGAAAACGAUUUGAUGUGUUAUUAGCCGAGCACAAAAACAAAACCAGGGAAAAGGAAUCGAUUCGCCAUCCGGACUCUCAGCAACCAACGCAGCCUCUCAGGGACCCGCAGCCCGCCCCUCCUCGACCGUCACAGGAGCCGCACCAAAACUCUCACGGAGUGAUUCCUUCCGAAUCAAAGCCUUUCGUAGCUAGUAAACCUAAACCUCACACCCCCAGUCUUCCAAGGCCUCCAGGCUGCCCUGCUCAGCAAGGUGGGAGUGCCCCCAUUGACCCUCCUCCAGUCCAUGAAUCUCCACACCCUCCCCUGCCUGCCACUGAGCCAGCUUCUCGGUUAUCCAGUGAGGAGGGAGAAGGCGAUGACAAAGAAGAGUCUGUUGAAAAACUGGACUGUCAUUAUUCAGGUCAUCAUCCUCAGCCAGCAUCUUUUUGCACAUUCGGGAGCCGGCAGAUCGGAAGAGGCUAUUACGUGUUUGACUCCAGGUGGAACCGGCUUCGCUGCGCCCUCAACCUCAUGGUGGAGAAGCAUCUGAACGCGCAGCUGUGGAAGAAAAUCCCACCGGUGCCCAGCACCACACCACCCGUCUCCACACGUGUUCCUCAGCGGACAAACUCUGUGCCGACAUCACAGUGUGGGGUCAGCUAUCUGGCAGCAGCCACUGUGUCGACGUCUCCCGUCCUGCUCUCGUCCACCUGCAUCUCCCCAAACAGCAAAUCGGUACCAGCUCAUGGAACCACACUAAAUGCACAGCCCGCUGCCUCCGGGGCCAUGGAUCCUGUGUGCAGUAUGCAAUCCAGACAAGUGUCCUCUUCGUCCUCCUCCCCCUCCACUCCCUCUGGCCUUUCCUCAGUGCCCUCCUCUCCUAUGUCCAGGAAACCUCAGAAGUUGAAAUCCAGCAAGUCUUUAAGGCCCAAGGAGCCUUCUGGUAACAGCACUAACUGUCACAAUGCCAGUAGCAGUACCAGCGGCGGCUCAGGAAAGAAACGCAAAAACAGCUCCCCACUGUUAGUUCACUCUUCCUCCUCCUCCUCUUCUUCUCAUUCCAUGGAGUCUUUUCGGAAAAACUGUGUGGCACACUCUGGGCCUCCCUACCCCUCCACGGUAACAUCCUCCCACGGCAUGGGCCUCAGCUGUGUGGUCAGUAAGGCGAACUCGGUGAGUGCCCGGCACGACCCGUCAGGGAGGGGCCCCCCCGGUGGGAGCCCCGCUGAGUCCAUCAAGAGGAUGAGUGUGAUGGUGAACAGCAGCGACUCCACGCUCUCUCUGGGCCCGUUCAUUCACCAGGCCAGCGAGCUGCCCGUCAACUCCCACGGCAGCUACUCACACUCUCACACUCCUCUGGACAGACUGAUAGGAAAGAAAAGAAAGUGCUCGCCUGGCUCCAGCAGCGUCAACAGCAGCAGCAGCAGCAAACCCACAAAGGUUGCCAAACUGCCGGCCAUGAACAACGUGCAUAUGAAACACGCGGGCGCCAGCCCAGGGGCACAAGGACUGACGAACAGUUCCCUCCUUCAUCAGGGAGGCAGGGAAGCAGCAGUAAGUGUGGGCAGAGAUGAAGACUCUCAUUUAAGUGAAGAGAUGAGAAAGAAAUGUGAAUACAGGCCCAUUUGUAGAGCGGUGGCUAACUGGGUGUCCGAUUCAUAAUGACCCAUGACUCUGUGUCUUGUGCUCUUUGUUCCCUACUCUUCCCCCGUUACCGUCAUCCCCUCACCCUCUUCUCCUGGAGCCACUUCCUCCAGCUUCCUUUGCUCUAAGUGCCCGUUCAUCUCUCUUCUUGUGACUUCUCUCAUCAGCGUAUCUCCUCCCCUUGCCUGCGCACGGGGAUUUCAGCAGCAUCCCCCAGAGCCCUGAUUGACAGUGCAAGCCCUGAUUGGCAGUGUUCUGUUCUGUUUUCUUUCUCCUCUGCAGAACUUAACUCAAUUGGCAGGUGAGGACUUUUUCAGAAAAUACCAGGAAGUUUCUUACAAUGAUAGAGUUCCCUCCACUAUCUGUGCGAAUGAGUACCCGCUGCCAAAGGUGUGGGGAAAGAAUUAUCCGUGAAUUUAAAUAGCAACUGUUUAAAUUCUUCUCUUUGAGCCUCCAGUCUAAAGGGGCUGUUUGUAUGUUGCUUGGCUUUUUGAGCAAGGGCUCCCUGGACAUGUGAAAAUGGGCUUUUACCACUUGGUUUGUAGUGAUUCAUUAUAGUUUAUCAGCAUAAAAAGACAGUGCAAAUAUUGCAGGAAGUUGUAUUGCCAUCCUUUAAAAACUUCCUUCUGAGUGUAGUUUCCUGAGUCUCUGUGAACCUGAGGGAGGGAUGUUCCCUUGUGUUGCGAUGCCCCACACAUUCUUUUACUGUGUGCACCUGUCUUCUUGUAGGCAGGGCUGCCAGCCCUCAAUGCCCACAAGUCACAGAAAGGAGGGGAGGAGGCUGGUGGGUGCAACGGGGAUUAACAGUGCUCGUGGAAAAUGAGGGAGCGGGAGCCCAUCUACACAGAGCAGGUGCUCCCAGAAACCUGUCACCCAUUUCAAAAAAACUGCAUAUUUGGACGUGGUGUGAGAAAUGUGGCCAUGUUUAAAAGUUAUGUAGUGUUUUGUUUUGUUUUGCAAUCUGGUACAGCCCACACAUCUACUGACCAAGUAUGGCUUGUGAGCUGCCAGUCUGCCACUUCUGAUGCCCACCAUCGGGGAGAGUUCUGUCCCACUAGGACAAACAGGCUGAGUCUGGGUUCUUAAAAUCAGUUUUAGUUUAAGUGUAUAUUUGAGAAAGAUUUCCCCUCUGCAGUGGGAAACUUUUUUAUUAUUCUGCACAAAUCUUGGGUGGGCAGGUGGGUGGGUGGGGGCCCAUGGCUAGAGAUUGGAGGGUCAGUGAACCCCCAAAAAAGUAUUGGGUAUUUUCAGUGUGCUCAUUUAUCUGCAGGAGGGAUCCUGUAGCUUUCAUCAGAAUCUCAAAGGUAUCCACGACUCCAAAAUGCUGUGGAGAAUGCUGCUCUUACAAGAGUAGGAACCUCAACUCCCUGUAUCUUGUGGAGCUGAUUUUAAGAUUUGAUUAAUUUACUUUUUGGAGGGGGUGGUAGGGCAGAGGGAGAGAGAGAAUCUCAGGCAGACUCUGUACUGAGCGUGGAGCCCGACACAGGGCUCGAUCCCAUGACCCUGAGACCACCACCUAAGCCAUAACCAGGAGUUGGAUGCUUAACCGACUGACUGCACCACCUGGGCACCCCUUGUGGAGCUGAUUUUAAAACAGAGAAAACCGAGGUGGUUGAAGACCCCCUAGACCAGGGAGUGUGGUGUGGUGGGCUGUACUGGGAAGCCUGGCAGGUGGGGCUUGGCAGCUCCCCCCGCCUCCAGUCUGCUCGUGGCCUCUACCACCAAGGACUUCAGUAGCUCCCUGUGGGUCACUGGGGCCCCCCCCACCCCAGGCACAGGCACUCAGGUGUGAGUUCUCACACCUGCGUGUGCUACCCCAUAUGACCUUGUUCAGUUCUCAGUUGACAACCUGUAAGACCUUCAAGGAAAUGAAAUCAGUAAAUAAAACCAAAAGGCAAACAUGAGAGCCUUCUCUCUAAGCUAGAAACCUGGCCUGCAUCUCUUCUAGAAAAGUCAGUCUUUUAGGAUGAUUGUGCCCAAGGGCGGAACAGGCAUUUGAAAGCUAAGGCCACAUGGGGUAGCUGAGUGCUCCUGGCCUCGCCCGGAGCUUGGGGAGAGUGCUCUGUGGCCUUCGGGAUGCUCUUGGGCGUCAGGGCGGUGCAGCUGCUUACUUACCUUCUCAUUGUUUCCCUACCCCCUCUUUUUUGAAAGCCAAAGGCACGUCCCUGACAGCUGAAAAUAGCGCGGGGAGGAAUAAUCUGGACACUUUUGACGACAAGUUACACCUCCACUCAGCACUAUGGACUCCACGAUGCCUUUGAGUCUGUUUUCCCAACCUCCUGUGGGCCUCGAGGGUAGAAAUCUGCCGGGCUGUUGUUGUAACGAGGAUUUCCCUGAAGCUAUGUCUGUAGCAGUGAGUACUUGUAAAGGACACUGGAUCAAGUUCAGCCACCGAAUUGCUUUGAUCAGUGUUAAAGUGGUCUGGACUGCUUGCUAGCAAUCUGUGAGAAGUUGUUGCUUUGUUUUUUAACUUGCAGUAAAUCAUGGAGCCGCUCUUGGAGUAGAUUGGCUGGGCGAAAGAAUGUCUUGGCAAGAGCAUUACUGUAGAUUUUUCUCCCUUCUUCCCCUUCCCAGUUCUUUUUUUACACUGUCUUCUGUAGGUCACCCUCCAGCAGUUAGGUGCCCCAUCUGGAGACGCCUUCCAGAGGAGAGCAGGGCUGCACGCUGAGCGGCCCUCCGGAGAAGGGAGGUGCUGUUAGCUCUUUAUAGCAGUGUUCCGGGAGUGCACUAUGGAUGGUAGCCUAAGGCACCAUGGCAGAAUAGCGUGUAUUUCCCCCCAGCCUUUUGCAAGUAAUUUGGGGUAAGAAGCUGUCAAAAGUUUCUAACUUACAAACUGGUUUAAAGCCAUCAACGCCCAGAGAGCAAAUAUACCACAUUUUAGAGGCUUACUUUUCAUGGUACAAAAGCGAUUCUAUGUGAUUUCUUUCUUUCUUUCUUUUUUUUUUAAGAAAAUGCAAAUGCAAACUAGUUUUGAUAAUGGAAAGCCAAAUUUUGGUUGGGGGACGGGGCAGGGGAAGUGUGGAUAAAAUCACUAUGGGGGAAAUGUUUUUCCAAGAUUUCCAAAGAGAUGAAAUUGUUUAUUCUUUAAGUUUUCAUGUUAUACAGUAAGGCAGAUUGGGUUGGUUGCCCUGCCCAGUCUCCUGUUUUUAAAAAAUUGCCUUUGUAAAGUGAAGGGGUGCAGCAGAAACUGUCAUUCACUAAGUCAUUAAUAUACUGAAAUGUUUCCAGGGCACUGUGUGCAUUACCCUUAGUCUCUGUGGCUGCUGUCCUGGGACUCCGCGUACAUUUCUGCUUUGAGCACUCCCCAUGAUGUGUGUGUCUGCACCCCCUUCCUCUCCACAUGUUCAUUUGGAUGCCGUUGGGUGGGGAACAGGCACCAAGGGAGGGGAGUAGGCAACUGUGUACACAUGCCCAGGCAAAGAUGAUGUAAUGCAGAAACUUUCCCGACAAACCCUCCUUUCUGGGGAUUAAUACCAGCCAUCUUCCGGAGAGAGUUUUGGAGUCCCUUGAGGUUAUUUAUUUAUUUAUAUAUAUAUUUUGAGUACCCCAACCCAAAAAGAAAGAGCUUCCUAUGUUCAAAUUUCAUUGCUUGAGAAGGUGUUAAUGAAUUGGGGGGAUGAGCUGGGGCAUGUGAACUGGUGAUUCCAUGAUCACAGCUCCUGAAAUAAGAACCCAGGCACUUUUCCUUAGAAGAAUACACAGAGUUGCCGAACAUCACAGGGUACAUUUCCCCGGGCUCUGAUCACUGGACAGAGCUAGUCAGUGCAUCCUUUCUUUCCCUACAAUUCUUGGGUUACAAAUGUCAGUUUCAGGGAAUUUCAAGUCAACAACAAGUAGAAUGAAUAAAUACUUGGUUACCAGCCUAAUAAUGUGAAUUGCUACAGAAUUAUUCUUAUUAUGUAAGACAACAAAAACUUUAUGCAGAUACUUUAGCUAUAAAUUGAUGUAAAAUAUUGAUUUUUUUUUAAAGGAAGGGGAGAAGAGUAUCUUGUUCACUUAUUAUGCAAUCAGUAAAUAUUUUUAAAAAAUGAUACUAUAGGAGAGCUUAGUAAGGAGAGCGCAUGGAUGGGCCAGUUUGGUGUAGUUAGGAGAAAUCAGUCUGGUUGUUCCAUCCCAGUGGAGGGAGAGAACAGAGGUAAGGGGGAAUCAGAACGUACUUAGUUGAUUCCUUGGUGACAAGUGCAAUGGGGUAUGGGUAGAAUUUAUUUUCAGAGCCAAGAGGACUUGAUGGAUAUAAAUAAAGUGCUUUUAGCGAUGGAAUUUAUAGACAGAUCAUGUUGUUCCGAAAGAUGUGAAUAGGAUCCAUGAUAGCAAGUUGAUUCAGAAUUAUGUAGAUAUUUAGAUAAGCGAGUGUUGAUCAUUUGAUUUCUUAGACCGAGGUUUUAAUUGAAUUUCAUUAUGUCUCCCGGUAGUACGCAGAUCAUCGGGAUUAGGAAAUUAGCCAUUUUGGAUUCUGCCUGCCACAAACAGACCUAUUCUAAACAGUGCUAUUAAAUUUUAGACUGUUCAAAUAUUUUAUUUUCUCCUACAACUACUUUUUAUUAUAAUGAACAAUUAAGACCAUUUAAAACACGGGAGUACAAGUAUUUUUUUGAAUUAAAUUAACUUGCAAAAACCAAAUUUGCAGUGGUUGGGUUGUUUCUAGACAGACUUUGGUAUCAAUUUAAAACCAAGAUAAUUUUUAUAUUCUUUCCAAUAGAAUUUCAUGACAACUCCUGCAGUUUUCUUAACCUACAAAAAAAAAAAAAAAAGUGCUGCAUUGAUGAACAAAGAAUUCUACAAAACCUACUUUUGUAUCUUUAUUUUGGAAUUUCUUGUUCUAUUAUAAAUAUGGAAGUAUCCCUAUUUCAGAAGACAUAUUUUGUUAAAAAUGAAUUGUACAUAUUUAAAUAUGUAUUUUUGCACAGGUCUUUUUUUCUGAUAUCCUGUUUUGGUACAAUUGAGAUCAUCUAGUAUUUAUUUAUUAAUUAAUAAAAGUAAAUACCUUUUUAUAAUUUGAAGUGGUUCACUGCCAAGCCAAUAGUUCUAGAACCUGCCUCCUUUACAGUUUAAGGGAUGCCUCUGUUCUGUGAAAGUCUUUUUGUCCCUUUUAAUGUCUCGGGAGCGGAUUUGUGCCGAUCAAGUGGGCAUUUUGCUUCUCUAGUUGCCUGAUUUCCCGAUAGACUACACGUAACGAAGUGACACACUGCUUUUCUUUUGUUCGUGUUUUAUGUGUGCGUUUGAGUGUGCGUGCGUGCCUGUGCGUUUGUAUGUGCACACUCUGAGCACAUGUGUGCUCGUGUGUGAUGUGGUUUAAAACUAACGGGAAAACUGAAAGUGCCUGAACCUAGUUUUAAGCUUCGACAGAUUCUUUAAAAAGACUUGAAUGUUCAGUUCAACUUUUGGAGUUUGCUUUUUCCACUGAAAUAUUGUUUCUAAAAUCUUAGGGGAGGAGAUGAAAACCACCAAUGCUGGUAAUUUUAUAAGGUAUUUUAAAAUUAAGGCCUUUUGGUUCACAGUAAAUCAACUGGUGACAGAUUGCCUGGUGGCACCAAGGGUUACAAAUCUUUUUUGUCAGCCAGCGACUUACACAACAUGUCCGUUUUGUUAUUCACUCAUGAAAUACAGAGUUUAAAAUAGAAUAUUUAAAAGAUUUUAUAUUCCAAAAAUAUAAUACAGAGUACCUCUAGAACAUUGAAAAACGUGUAAUUUGAAAAAUGUAACUUAUAAAGGCAGCUGUCUUCCUGCAAGAGUUCUGUUGCCAAGGAAUUUCUCACUAUCUCUCUGUCCGGGGAGGGGAGUGGGGGGGGGGGCUUUGGAAAAUGAUUGUUAAAAGUUUCGUUGUUUAGCAGAAAAUAUAAUCAUUUUUACAUUUUGUGCAAAACAUUCUACGUUUUCAGAUCAUUUAAAUGAGCACUACAUACUGUCAGUGUGAAUGUAGGGCCUUGAAAAGCAUUUUGCUGUUUCUUUGAGCUUGGUCAUAAAAGCAAUCUCCUGUGUUAAAAUGUGUGAAUAGUUUGAUAAUUUGUACACAUAAUCAAGAGCAUCUCAGCUGGACUUCGUGUUGGCUGCUGUAGAGAACAUGAACAAAUGUCAAGGGAUAGAAAAUGACUUUGGAUAUUUAAAAGAGAAGAAAUAUAUAGUCUAUUUGUUUUGUAACAAGUUUCUGUAAAUAAAAUAAUUUAUACUAUUUAUAAGAAAAGGUUGUGCUUUGCUUUAUGAGAAAUUAGUUUGUGGAACAAACAUGUUACUAAAUGGGCAAUAAAAUUAGGACUUCUCAAUAAAUAA
This is a messenger RNA of Ailuropoda melanoleuca (giant panda), 9669 nucleotides long. RefSeq names its product ataxin 7 (gene ATXN7). The transcript has 11 exons. The record is from RefSeq and is a predicted model, not a curated record. The coding region runs from base 1 to 3420 and encodes 1139 amino acids. NCBI's taxonomy places the organism in Eukaryota, Metazoa, Chordata, Mammalia, Carnivora, Ursidae.